Dimorphilus gyrociliatus is the source of this 2563-nucleotide messenger RNA. The record is from the annotation of a GenBank genome assembly. NCBI's taxonomy places the organism in Eukaryota, Metazoa, Annelida, Polychaeta, Dinophilidae.
GUAAAAGAGUCCAGCCUUGGACACAUGAUGAAGUUUUGUAAACAAAUGAGAGCUUCUGCAGUUUUAUAUCAAAUCUAAUCUUGUUUCGAUUAUUUAGUCUAUCCGUAAUGUUUUAUUUUUUUUAAAUAAUUGUUUACUUGUAUUAAAGCUGUUGAAAGAAUUCUUUACGUUGACUUUUAAAGUUGAAAUGGCAAACUUUUAAACUGUUCUUUUUUUCGAGUGCAAUAUAAAAAAUUAGAGAAACAAAAGAAAAUAUAAAAAUGACUGAGAGAGGAAAUUCAACAAAUUAUAAAAUAGAUUAUAAAGCUCCGGAACAUCCUUUGCCUGAUGAAAUUCAAGAUAUGGAAAGAGAUGAGACUGUUUGUAAAUUUUGCGGUGUAAGUUAUUUAAUACACAAUGAAAUAAAAGCUCUAGAGGACAAACUGAAACUUACGGAAGAAAGGCUAAAGCACCUGGAAGGGUGUGAAGACCGUGAGAAAGAAGCCUGGGAAAGAGCAAGAGAAGCUGAGAAUAACUUAGUGGCUGUUAAAUCAAAAUUAAAAGAAGGAGAUUUCAAAAUAGAAACUCUUCAAAAUCAAUUAAUGACUCUGAAGCCUAUAAAAGAAGAACUAGAGAAUUUAAAGAUCGAUAGAGAAAAUCAACAUGCUACUAUUCAAACUUACAAAGAAAUAAUUCAACAAUUCCAUGGUAUUCAGAACAAUCUGUCUAGUUUGAAAAAUGAUUUAUAUAAUUUUAAAACUGACUGCCAAAGGUCGAAUGACUCUUUUUAUAAUAAUUUUGACAAAGUUCAAGCCUAUAUUUCGAAAAUAAACGAAGCUGAUCGAUCGAAUCAGGAAAUAGUCGAAUCAAUUCAAUUAAGAAAUACUACGUUAGAAAAAGAAAUAGAAAAAUGCCGAUUUAACGAAAAGCUCAGCGAAGAUUUGGAUAAAUGGAAGAAUUCAGCUCAGAAUUCUGAAAUACGUAUUGGAGCUUUAAAUGAAACAGUUGAAAAUCUUAAUAACCAAAUUAGACUGCUACAAUUGGAAAAAAAUCAGGGAGAUCAUCAAUCUAGAACUAGAAUAUCUGAUUUAGAAAAUAUUAUUAGUCAAAGAAGAGCUAAGGAAGCUUCAGUUGAAGAAAGAUGCAAUUUCUUAGAAAAUCAAGUUUCUGAAACUGAAAAAAUUUUAGAAGAAAGAAUAAAAGAGUGCUCAGAAUUGAGAAGAAUUCAACAAGAAAGAAAGAAUGAAGAAGAAUCUGCUAGGCGACAAGCAUCUCUAACCAAUGACAAGGUUAAUGAAUUAUUGAGCGAAAUGCAAAUUUGUAAGAAUGACAAUGAGGCUUUAAAGCAAGAAAGAGAAGUGUUGAUUACCGCUCAUCAUAAUCGAAUGGAAGAGCUUCGAGAGAGUUAUAGAAAGAAAAUAGCAGAAGCUGAAAAGUCUCCAAAACAACUUGAAAAACUAUUAGAAACUGAAAAGAGUAGACACGCAAUAUCACUAAGUAAAUUAGAAAAUGAACUAAAAGAACAAUACGAUUUGCAAUUACAAAUUCAACGUCAAAAGCACGAUAAACUACUGGAAAGUUACAAAAAUGAGAAUAGACAACAAGAAUACCUAAUUCUUAAAAAUGCUCAGGGAAAGUUUGAGGAUGAGAUUAAUCAUCUACAUAAGAAAUUAGCUGAAGCUAAAGCGAAAAAUUGCGAAAAUGAGGCUGGUUUUCGUAGAGAGAUAGAGCAGCUAAAAGCUAUUAUACGUACUUUGGAAAGUAAACAAAAUCAAGCGAAUGCGUCUAAUGAUAAAGUUUUGAGAGAUUUUAAAGAGAAGAACGAAAAAUUAGAAAGAGAAAUCAAGAUGAUCAGCGAGGAUUUAGAAAAUAAAACUAAUCAGCUUUCGAAGAGUCGUACAGAAAUUCAAUUUCUACAAGAAACUGUUAGAAAAGAAUGCGAGGAACGAUUUGAACUAACUGAAGCUUUAAAUGAGGCUAAAGAAGAACUAUUGAAACUUAAAAGACCUGCUGGAGGUUAUUCGACUAGUCGAAGUAAAGUAACAACACCAAGAAUGUCAGCACCUUCAACAAAAGAAGAAUUAGUCGUCUUCAAAAAAUCAAAAGAAGUAUGGACUGGCAAUGGCCGUAGGCACUCAACACAAUCGGAACCACCAAGAGUGAAUGGUGAAGAUAUAAAUACAGUAAAUGUAUCCUUUAAGGCAGACAAUGAUAAAGCCUCAAAGAAUACUCCUUUAGGUAAAAUCUUGAAGCCUCUUAACAGUUCUGGUAAGUGAAUAAAAUAAUCCUUAUAUCGUUUUCUUUAGCAAGUUAUUUAAGUCUCUAUUUAAGUUUUUAUAUUAUAUAUAAAUAUAUAUUUAUUAUGUUUAGAGUAUUUAACUAUAUUAAGUAUUUCUAAUUCAGCUGUGCUAGUUUUGUUUUUUAUAUUUUGUUUAGUAAUUUAAUAUAUACUUUAUGGCCAAGUUUUCUUUGUAUCUCUUUACAAAAAGGAGACUUAAAUGUAAAUAUUCAUACAUGUUGCAUAUUUAACAAAUAGACUACAACUUAACCUAUUGAUUGUUAUUGUUUUUAUAUUUUUUUUUUG